Messenger RNA from Sporothrix schenckii 1099-18, 1125 nucleotides. RefSeq lists its product as uncharacterized. The transcript has a single exon. The record is from RefSeq and is a predicted model, not a curated record. Bases 1 to 1125 code for a protein of 374 amino acids. Lineage: Eukaryota; Fungi; Ascomycota; Sordariomycetes; Ophiostomatales; Ophiostomataceae.
AUGUUGAGAAACACUGCUCUCUUGGCCCUGGCGGCGAUGGCCGAGGCCGCGCCCCAGUUCGGCGGUGGAUUUGGUGGCUUCGGCGGCGGCGGCGGCGGCGGCGGUGGUGGCGGCACCACGAUGCUGCGCUUCGGCUGCACGCAGACCGUCAUCGACCGCCUCGACCCUCUCGUCAACCCCGGCCAGCUGCCCUCGCCCCAUGUGCACCAGGUUGUCGGUGGCAACGCCUUCAACGCCACGAUGCCCUCGACGGACAUUUCCAAGCUGGCCACGUGCACGUCGUGCCAGUUCUCGGAAGACUUUAGCAACUACUGGACGGCCAACCUGUACUUCAAGGCGCGCAACGGCUCGCUGAUCCGCGUCAAGCAGGGCGACGCCGCGCUGCAGUUCAACGACAAGUUCAGCAACCAGAUCAACGGCGGCGUGCUGGUGUACUACGUCUCGGCGGCGCCCGGCAAGAUCACGGCCUUCAAGCCCGGCUUCCGCAUGCUCGUCGGUGACGCCGGCCGCAAGACGCCACUGCCCGCCAGCAUGAAGAUGCAAAACUGCUUCCGCUGCUACACGGGGCCCAACUUUGGCGGCGACACCGCGGCGCCCUGCGCCGGCGGCGCCAUCGACUCGACCGAGUUCCCGCAGAAGAAGUGCUACGGCGUGCGCUCCAACAUCCUCUUCCCCACCUGCUGGGACGGCAAGAACCUGGACACGCCCAACCACCAGGACCACGUGGCGUACCCGACGUCCGGCCCCGCGUCGUUCCUCAGCCUCGGCGGCAGCUGCCCGUCCACGCACCCCGUGCGCAUCCCCCAGAUCAUGCUCGAGGUCGUCUGGAAGACGGACGAGUUCAACGACCAGAGCAUCUGGCCCGCCGACGGCAAGCCGUUUGUCUUCUCCGACGGCGACAAGAUGGGCUACGCGCAGCACGCCGACUACGUCUUUGGCUGGAAGGACGACUCGCUGCAAAAGGCCAUGGACACGGGCGGCUGCAUGGGCGCGCGCUGCGGCUCGCUCAAGUACCAGACGAUUGACCAGGCGAAGGCGUGCACGGUGAAGAACAUGGUCAAGGAGAACGUCGACGGCUGGAUCUCGGGGCUGCCGGGCGACGACAGCAUGAGCAUGAAGAACUAA